GACGGCAAGAUGGCGCACAUGUUGGUGUUGCGUCGGGAACAUUAAUUUUAUAUCACUUAAUUAUCAUAUUUCCAGACAAUUUUAGGACUUCACAUUCAGCCGUUUUGUAAAGAUGACUUCUGUACAUUGCGUAGUGCAUCCAUUACCAGGCACUGACGACCAGCUCAAUGACAGAUUGCGAGAAGUAGCAGAGAAGAUAAGCCACCAUGGGUUCUCAAGUCCACUGGCAUUUUCUGCCAUCAGAAAUCUCACAGUGGUUCAGUGUGUUGUAGGACCAAACUACAUAGCACUACUACUUGAGGAUGGAAGAAUUUGCCGUAUUUCAUUUGCUGUUGUCAAUGACAGAUUGGACCUCAACAAGUCUGAAAAUAAACCGGUCGCAAAGGUCAGUCGUCCCGAACGUGAGAGGACAUCUGUACCUAGAGCAGGAACACAUGUUGUGGACAGUCCCAUGGUGCUGGUCUCGGAUGUCCUCGGGUCCAACGCUGAACAGACUGCUGGACGAUGGGGCACUGCAGUAACUACAGCUGGUGGGGCAGCAUCACGCAAUAACAACCAACAGGCCUACAGUCGCAUGCAGAGAGCAGUCCAUGUGAGCAGAGGUCGGAGGUCAGGGGUAAUAGUAGGAACACGACCCUUGGUCCCUGCCUCUGUGGUCCCAGAAGAUCUUAUUAGUCAGUGUCAAGUUGUCUUACAAGGAAAGUCAAGAAAUUUAAUAAUCAGAGAAUUACAGAGAACAAAUUUGGAUGUGAAUCUGGCAGUGAACAACCUACUGAGUCGUGAUGACGAGGGCGAAGCAGACGAUGACGAUAGCCAAGACUCUUACAUGCCUGACGAUCUUAUCUCACUCCUCGACUCGGGGAUACACGCUGACCAUCCUAGCGUGAUCAUUGAUGCCGACACCAUGUAUAAUGAGGAUGUGUUUGGCUACUCCACUCUCCGUACCAGGGGCUCUGGCACCAGAUCUAGGCUAGGAGACCGAGAGAGAGAUUUAGACCGUGACCGAGAGAGGGAGUCAAUAUUCCGUAUCCGUGACCGUCGGCGGCUAGACACCACACUACGUGACGAGGCCCUGAAGGCACUAGAUCGAGACAAGGCAGAGAACAUGGAGGCGGAGAAUCUGAAGAAGCAGACAAUGACUGGCCAGAGUCCCGUGGCUUUGGGGGAGGAGCUCCAGUUUUGGACUGAAAAGGAAGGAAACAGUCCAAAAUUCUCCCACAUUGCCGCCAUGCAUUCUGAGCUGGUCGCCGUAGGAACUAACGGACAGCUGUAUAGCUGGAGGUGGAAUGACCCUGAGCCAUAUAAAAAUCUUGAUAACCCCAGUCUGAAACAUCCGAAGGCCGUAUCUCUGUGCUUAGUCAAUGAGAAGAUCGUUGGUCUGUCAGCAUGUAAUGUACGUGCAUCGGUGUUCACCGAGUCGGAUAAAGUCGCCACCUGGGUUGACGAGACGUUGAACACUGUUGCAUCUAAACUGGAGCAUGUUGCUCAGACGUUCCCAGAAUUCACCACAGACAAGAUUGUCUCGCUACAUACAUGUUCACUCUACACGUGUGCCAGACUGGAAAGUGGUGCCCUCUACUGGUGGGGUGUCAUGCCAUUUGGUCAGAGGAAAAAGUUGGUCGAGAGAACAAAGACCAAGAAAAAGAAGACUAAAGAUGGCCCAGCAUCUGCAUCAUCUUCUGGAACCAGCGAUAUUGUCACAGGAACGCUGGUUUGUCUGCGGAGCUCCCCCAUGUACCACGCUGGAGCGCUGGCGUUUGCAACGAUAGAUGGAGUACCCAAGGUCGGUCAGUUGCUUGGGUCCGCCUGGUCACUGAGUGACACAUGUCGAUUCAAACUGAUCAAGACCCCGCCAUGUGAACCUAAGCCAGAGGUCAAAUUAGAGGUUAAGGUCAGCGAGAGUCGUAUGGAGAUGCCACCCCCUCCUUCUCCAGAUUCCUCUACUUGUAGUGACCACAGUGGACCCACACUGGUCAGUCCAGCCUCACUCAAAAGAAAGAAAGCGCCUACACCCAUCAAGGAAGUGGAAAAGAAGGACGAAGAAAGCUGGCCUCUGAAGAAUGUGAUAUUUGUUGAGGAUGUGAAAACUGUGCCUGUUGGAAAAGUACUGAAGGUUGAUGGGGCGUAUGCAGCGGUACGGUUUCAGCUGAAGGACAAUCCAGAAGCUGGGGGAAGUAAGGAAGAUUUGACCAGUCUGUUACAGGACUGUCGACUUCUCAGGAAGGAUGACCUCCAGGUUGUGAAGAGUGCAAGCGCCCCACGUCUGCCAGAUUGUUUCCAGAAGACACCCAAGAAAGUGACAAUCUCGGAGAAUGGUCAGAUCCUAGCAGUGGCCGUAGAUUGUGAUGGCAUCCAUGUCAUCUGUCGAUUGGGGGCGCGGCUAAGUUACCUUGUGUAUAACCUCACAACUGGCAAGGUGGAACAAGACUCUGUCUUCCCAACAGAUGCUCAGGCCUUCAUGGGGAGUCACCGUAGCGACAUAACGCUACACAACACAGGGGACGAACUGCUGGUUCAGCUACAGGAUGGUAAUGGAGCUAUCUACCCUCUGGCCAAGGACUGUACAGAGGGAAUACGUGACCCCCUCUGGCUGAACCUGCCCCCGGUCAGGUGUCUCGGGAUGAGGGUACAGUCGUUAAACAACAUGAUCCCCAACAUGAAGAACAAGGCCGCUGUACUGGUACUGGCAGUCGAGCUUCAAGUACUGAUCCCUCACAUUCUCCGCUGUAACCUUGAUAAGGUCAAAUCUAUCCUUGCAUCAUUAGAGAAGGAACCAGGAACAGCGUCUAGUCAGAAGUUGUUACAGGAUAUUCUGAGGGAACACUGUGACGGUAACAGGAACAUAAUGCACACAUGUGUGGCCAUGUGUGUGCCUACCUCAAACAAGGACUACGACAAUGAUGCAGCUGCAGCAGGAACAACAACCACCACUACGCCCACUACAACCACGACUAGUGCCUUCACGUCUGCAUUGGAGGCCAUCAAUGCCGUUAGCAGUGCUGUAGAUGCACUCGCUGCAAUACAGUCCCGAUCCACCACCGACCCAAGCUCCCGCAGCGUGACCCUGCGCGAGAUGAUGCGCCGAGCCUCUUCUGCUGCUCGAGCAGUGAGUGGUAUGGAGGCGCGGGAAAGAGAGGAAAGGGAGGAAGCCACCGUAGCCACACCCACCAUCUCCUGGAACCCUGACCCUCCCCCGAGCUACGAGUCACUGUACCCUGAGGUGAGCACCAUCUCCAUGGCACCGGUGAAGCUGGAAGAGAAAGAGCGCCGGACCAUCGCAGUACAGAUGCUGCGCUUGCUGUGUGAUUCACCAUCUCUUCAGCCUCAUCUUCGUGACCUCCUCUCUGCUAGGAACGCUGAGGGCUGUACACCAUUCAUGCAAGCUGUGAAAGGAUGUGCCUAUGCAGGAGCCAUUACUUUGUUUGAAUGUGCUAAGAAGAUUGCGAGCGGUGACUCCAGUGAACCUGACAAGCCGUCGUUGAUGAGUAUGAUCUAUCCGACGGGAUCGAGUCUGGAUAACUCCCCACUACAGGUGUUGUGUUGUAACGAUACCUGUAGUUUUACCUGGACGGGACGUGAACACAUCAAACAGGACAUCUUUGAGUGUAAGACCUGCGGCCUUACUGGAUCGCUGUGUUGCUGUACAGAGUGUGCCAGAGUUUGCCAUAAGGGCCAUGACUGCAAGAUGAAGAAGACAUCGCCCACUGCAUACUGUGAUUGUUGGGAGAAGUGUAAAUGUAAGGCGCUCAUUGCUGGUCAGCAAGGGCCGCGCUUCGACCUCCUCAAUCGACUUCUGUCGGAGACGGACCUUGUCAUACUGCCAAACAGCAGGGGCGAGAACAUUCUGUUGUUCCUUGUGCAGACAGUGGGCCGGCAGGUUGUGGAGCAGCGCCAGUACCGGGCAUCACGGCCACGAGUCCCUGCCCCACGCAAACCAAUCCUUCCCGACAUAGGUCAGUGGACCCCUCGGCCCACUGGACACAAAUAUAACAAAGCUAGCAAAUCCCAGCUAGCCACAAAUGUGGAAAUGCCCGAGCAUGACCUCGAACCUCCACGGUUCAGCCGGCGGGCACUGGAGCGGAUCCUCAAUGACUGGACUGCCGUCAAGGCUAUGAUCCUGAGUGGGAAGAAACAAUCAAGAACCAGCUCGCCAGACCUGAUGUACGAGGACCAGCUGUAUCUGGACAGUCAGACUGGAACAGCUAGACUGGAUAAGUUCACACACAACUUGCUGGUCAAGUGUAGCACGGAGAUGCUGGAUACACUACUUACGACCCUGAUUCGUGAGAUGCAGAAUGACAGUGUUGAUGGGAGAAAGGCAGAAGCUCGCACCAUCGCACAGAGAUUCUUACGCUCCGUUGCCAGGAUCUUUGUCGUCCUUAAUGUAGAAAUGACCCCCUCUACUAAUAAGAAAAAGAGUUCCACCUUGACAUCAUGCCAGCCGCUAGUGAAAUGUAAGCGAGCAUUCCAAGCUUUGAUUAACAUUGCUAUUGAGGAGCUGUGUGAAAUAGCCAACUCCCUUAUAGCCCCUGUUCGGAUGGGUGUGACCCGACCCACUGCUCCAUUCUCACUCGUUUCUGCAAAUGGCGAGGCCAUACAGGGCAGUGAAGAGGUUUUUAAUGUAGACCCAAUCCCUCCGAGGUCUGAACCCACGGACACGGACACCCACCCUGUCACAGCCUACAUCCCACACCCUAGUCAAGCACGACGCCAGCCAGCCCAUCCCAACACUGACCGCGAUGAUGAUGAUAUCAUGGCUGCGGAUGUAGAAGAGGUGGAGGUUGUGGAUGGUGGGGAGGAUGAAGGUAGUGACCAUGACGACCGUGACGACCACCAGUCAGAACACUCUGACGCGGACCAUGGCCAGGCGGAACAGGAGGAGGGUGUAGCUGAGAGUGACAUGGACCUUGACCUUCUCGCCGAGUCUGACAGUGACAGUGAUAGUAGUCAUAGUAACCAAGAUAAUGUCAGUGUUCAGCGAAGUGCCGUUACAGCAGCCACAGCAGGCUCGGAUGCCGGCCUUGGUAGUCUGGCUCACUUCUCCGAGGACUCUGGCGAGUCGUCUAAUCAGGAAGACGACUACGAGAGCGAGGGUGACCAGAGUGACAAUAACGACGCAGAUGACAUGAACUACAUUGACGAACAGCUGGAGCGAUGUAAUACAUCAGGUACCCAUGGCCAGCGGACACUCCAGGCUCCUCAGACCAUGCAGUGGGCCAUCAGACAAAGGGAGGCAACCACAGCCCGACCUCCCCCGGCCACUGGUACUACCACAAAUACAGGAGGCAGUGGAGGUCUUAUCUAUAUUGACCCAUCAACACUUCGGAGGACGACUACCGUCACUACGACAACCCCAGCAGUGCAAGAUACAGCUGUCACCAUGACAACCACGGCCAGCCAAUUGGCACGUGCAUUUGGGAUCGUGGUGCGACAGAUUGCAGACUUGUUGACAAUGUUGCAAGACUAUCACGCGUUGGCACCCAGUCUGCCACGUGUACUUGAUAUCACUGAUCAGGACUCUAUAGACCUCCAGUUGUACACGGAGGACCACCUGAAGAUCACGUGGGAAUGGCUUGUUGACGUGAUGGAUGCCACUGAAGCCCAGCUCCGCUUCGGCUCGGCACUCAGCCACACAACCGACCCAGCCAACCCUGGUCAUCCUCUCCAUUCCAACUACGUCCGCACCAUGCGGGACCGCACGAACCGUGAGGAGAACCGCAUUCUACAGGUCCUGGAUCGACGUCGUGCACGAUUCGGCACCAUAAGUUCUGAUGGUAACGUGGCUAGACGCGACUUCCUCAACUACGCCUUGUCACUGAUGAGGUCACACAACGACGAACACUCCGACACUCUCCCUAGUCUCGACAUCUCCGCCAUGCGCCACGUCGCAUAUGUCUUUGAUGCUCUCAUCUACUAUAUGCGCAGCAGUACUGACACGGACAGUGAGGUUUUCCGUGAUGGAAUCUCUGUCAUUUCGUGGGACCACGACGAGAAUGAGAAUGAGGAGCAUGAGGAUGAACCGGUUAACAACAGUCUGUCAAUGGAUGCAGAGAGUGUGGAUGGUGAAAGUGAUGUCACAGCCAAAUCUGGACGAAAACAUUCGUUCUUUCAUCGCACCGAUUCCACAAUAUUCCUUGGAUGCCCACCUCCAGACCCGUUCCAGACGCCACUAGUAGAAGCGUUGCCAUUGGCUGACCAGCCUCACCUGCUUCAGCCUAAUGCACGUCGUGAAGACAUGUUCGGUAUGAUUCAUCACACUGUACCACCACACAGAGGGGGUGGGGACUCGAGUGCUCUACAGUCCUCUCCACAUCGCACUCAUUUUGAUAAACUUCCUGUGAGAAUGGGAUUUGCUAGUCGUAUGUCUGAUUCCUCUCAGGCCUCCGGACAGUCAAGUGGACUAGUGUUCUCUGCACAAGGCGGGGCACAGCAGUCUUCCCUGGCCCCUGACCUGGCUUUUAGUAACCCCAGUGUGAUUGUGAAACCUUCAAAUGUGUCCACUGCGGGGGCCACACCAGUUCCCAUGGAUACUAGUAACAGAGCUGCUGUGGAAACCAUUGUACAACAAGCCACAAACAUUGUUUUACAGGGAAGUUCUUCAUUAGGGUCAAGUUCUGGGAUCUUGGGGUCAAAUUCAGGGACUCCUUCAGCCCUGACUGACAUGGACACAGAAUCCCCAGCAUCACCAAUCGUACCAAAACCAAAGGUCGAAGGUUCAGGACAAGGCCAGCAGGCCAGUGUCAUUGUUCAUGCUAGCUCGUCCUCGUCCCAGACACCCUUGAUGGCUCAGCCACCAACGUCCCAAGGCGUGGCAUUGUCACACAACGUUCUCAUGAUUCCAGCCAGAUCUUACAGUAUGCCUUUUGGUGCGUUGAGUCGUAGCAACACAAUAUCAGGAGCCAGCAGUGAACUCACGCUGACUGGACUAAGCAGUAUCGACCAGGCGUCUUCAUCUUCAGGUCAAAGGUCAGCAACCCAGAGUCAGAGUUCAGCCAUGGAUAUAACCACUAGCAUGGACCUAUCACAGGGGUCUUCUCUUCACAGUGGAGAAACCCCCCUUGCACCAACGGGAAGUAGUCUGUCAGCACCACCUAGUGGCAGUUUGUCUACAGGGCCUAGUAUUCCAUCAACAGGAUCACUUGCUACUCUGCCAUCAUCAUCCCUAGGGGGCAGCCUUGGAGACACCAUUCAAAGUUCAAGCCUGGACACUCCAGUAGAUAUUGUUGGAGCUCAUGAAAAUGUGUCUAACACGGUUGUUGUGGAGACAUCACAGACGGGAGUACUCUCCCCUGCCACCGGAACACAGGCUGCUAACAGGCAUCAGAGUAAUGAACAAAUGUACAUUGGUCACAUGACACUGGUGUCACAUGACGUGUUGUUGGGGCGAUGGCGUCUGGCCCUGGAGUUGUUUGGAGGCGUGUUUUGUGAUGAUGUGGGAGCAGAGCCGGGAUCUGUCAUCAGUGAACUCGGCGGAUUCCCCGUCAAGGAGAGCAAGUUCCGACGCGAGAUGGAGAAGAUUCGAAACUCGCAACAGAAAGAUCUCACGUUGGAGGUUGAAAGGGAUAGGAACCUGCUGAUCAUUCAGGCCUUCCGACAGCUCAACACGCUCUUCAACCGCCGCACCAACAGCAACAGCCAGCCAUUGGCUGUACAUCGAGUCAAGGUCACUUUCAAGGACGAGCCUGGAGAAGGCAGUGGAGUUGCCCGGAGCUUUUACACAGCCCUAGCUAAUGCGGUUUUGUCCCAGGAGAAACUGCCCGCUCUAGAUGGUGUGAUAGUUGGUGGAAAGAGCCUGCAGUACAGUCUGAUCCAGAGAGCUCGGUCACGUGAACGAGAGCGUGAUCGGCAGAGAGCAGCAGUCCAGCGACAAAGAAGUCGUGACCGUGAGACACGACGUACACUGUCCUACGACGCUCCGCCAUUCUACAUGCCGGCUGAAAGUGCCAACGCCAAUCCCGCGACCACGCCCCCGAGUGUGGCCGUACCCAACCCCACGGAGGGGGCAGGGGUGCCGCCACCAGAGGGUAGCAACAGUGACACCAUAUCACAGUAUCGCAGACAACUGGGCGAGCGCUUGUAUCCCAGAGUGCGGGUUCUACAGCCUUCACUGGCCCCAAAGGUCACCGGAAUGCUGUUAGAGUUAUCUCCGGCCCAACUCCUGCUGAUGCUGACCUCCGAGGAGACACUACGGCAACGUGUGGACGAAGCUGUCGACAUCAUCCUCUCACAUGGCAGAGAACUUAGUGCAGAAGCACUACUUGACCUAGAUAUAUUUAAUUUGUCAUCAUCUGACAAGAAAAAGAAAUCAACUGGGUCAGAUCGCCGUAGCGAUGUUGAGGAAGAAGACGAUUUAGAAGACAGCGCCCCGCUAUUCUGGCAACCAGGAAAACGAGGAUUUUAUUCACCAAGACCAGGGAAAAACACAGCUGAACGGCUGAAUGCCUUCAGAAAUGUUGGCCGGGUUCUUGGUUUGUGUCUUCUACAAAAUGAACUAUGUCCACUCUUCCUCAACCGACACGUUCUGAAAUAUAUCCUGGGGCGCAAAAUCGGCUGGCACGAUUUAGCAUUCUUUGACCCCGUCAUGUACGAGAGUCUACGUCAGCUCGUCCAAGACUCCGAGAUGAGAGACGCCUCUCUUCUUUUCACUGCCCUCGACAUGAACUUCUGUGUAGAGUUGUGUGCAGAGGAGGGCGGGGAGCAGGUCGAGUUGAUGACAAAUGGUUCUGACGUGGAAGUUAAUGCUCAGAAUGUACACGACUAUGUACGACGUUACGCAGAGUAUAGAAUGGUGAAGGUCGCAGACAAGGCACUCAAGAACCUGCGCCUUGGUGUAUUUGAUGUGAUACCAUCCAAUUCACUGGAGGGUCUAACGUCUGAGGACCUGCGUCUGCUGCUGAACGGUGUCGGCGACAUUAACGUACAGACUCUCAUUAGCUACACAUCGUUUAACGAUGAGAGUGGUGAAAAUAAUGACAAGGUACAGAGGUUCAAGCGGUGGUUCUGGUCCGUUGUGGAGAAGAUGAACAAUCAUGAAAGACAGGACCUGGUGUAUUUCUGGACGUCCAGUCCCGCACUGCCAGCUAGUGAAGAAGGAUUUCAGCCGAUGCCAAGCAUCACGAUACGGCCAGCUGACGACGAUCAUCUACCGACAGCAAACACUUGUAUCUCGCGUCUUUAUAUCCCUCUAUACUCCUCCAAACUGGUGCUCCGCAGCAAACUCAUCCUGGCCAUCAAAACUAAGGCCUUCGGAUUUGUCUGAGAUGUACUGGAAAUCCAUUCUUUGUCACAUUUUAGGGAGCAAAACCCAUAAAACAUUUCUCAGUUUUUUGAGAAAAUGGCAAUAUUCUGACUUGCCUGAAUUUACAAUUAGAUUCGGAUUUGGAAUCUGCUUGCCAACAUUCUCUGUUUUUGGUUUAAUGAAACAUUUUUAAACCCCAAGAAGUUGCACAAGUGUCAGAAUUAUGAGUUGGUGUCAACAACUAUCUUAUUUAAUGGGAAAUGGAUAAUUCCAAGAAAUUCUGAAGGUAAUGAUGACGCACCGAGUCACAUUUCCCAAAGUUAGGUACAGCUUUUCUUGUGGAACUUGUGUGGAUGGAAGAUGAUUUUCCUACGUAAAACAGAACAGUUUUGAGUUGGUAGACUUGUUCAUCCAGUGGUACGUUAUCUUCAUGGGAUGGAUACAGUAAAAGAGGAAUUUAUAGACGAUUGAUCAACAGCAGCUUUCCAAAUUAAAUAACGCAUUAUAUGUUAAAUUUUGACUUUUCAAGUAACAUCUAUUUUAAUAUCCUUGCAUAGGCGUUCUCGAAUGUUUGAAGAGAUAAGAUGGAACAUUCUAGUUUUGCAAUUAUUAGUGCAUCAUCGUUUUAAGGUGUAACGUUUUCUAAGAUGAAGAAAAUUAAUUAUGACUUUGAGAGUUGAUGUGCUAAAAACUGAUAACCACUGAAAUAGAUUUAUAAAUUGUAAAAUGGGAAAUUGAUAGCUACUGCCAUACUCGCCAAGGUGAACUAGUUUUGACAUCAUUCCAAUGUGGAAUGCUUUAAGGCCUAUAGCAGGAUUCAAAAUGCUGGCAUCAUUUAUUCAUUUAUGUGUAGUCUUAUCGUACUUCAGUCGUUCAAGUAUACAAUAUUUAUAUGUUUGGCAUUCAUGAGAUAAUGAAUGCAAAUACUUUUCAUUUAAAUUCAGCGAUCUGACUAAGAGACAGGUACAAUUAUUUAAAUCCCAUCAAUAAGUGCUAAAUCUAUUUAAUUCUGAUAUGCUGUAUAUAUUUACAGUGUAAUAUACAAUGGCAAAUCAUUCUUCUUUCCUUUUAAUGAUAUAAUCUGGACUAUAAGCUGAUUAUUUCUGUAUAAGAUUAAUAUAGUCAAAACAAAUUCAUUUCCAAGUAUAUUAUUACUAAUUUAAAGACAUUUGAGAAAUGUUACAAGUGUUAUUGGUAUCUCAAUAUUAUCUCUGUUCGAUUCACAAAAUAUUUUAAUUCCAUUUUCAAAAUAUUUCUGUAUUGUCCGAUAUUUCAGUACAAUUUUCUAUUGGAACUUCUACAAGUAAGUCCUGUUUUAUGUGCGUUUGUUACUACAUUUCUGUUCGCCAAUAAGUGAAUUGCUGGAAAUUUAUACGGAUAAAUUAGUAUCGUCAUUUGGGUCUGGGUUUAUUUUAUCAAAUUUUACUCUUAUUGAGAGGGGGAAUUAUUUCAGAAGUACCGGUAAGAAUUUUAUGUGCUGAAUUUCCAUACAAUUAAUUCAGUAACUUGCAAAUUAUUUAUGUUCUGUUUUCUGUCAAGGAUAUUUUCAUGAACUGUAUUCACUUCCAAAGACUUGUGGACAGUUUAAUUCCUGAUACUUAGACAUUUUAGGUACUGUAUUUUCCCCAUAGCCAUGUGCUAUAGAUUCAUUUCUGAAUGGAUUAGAAUUUAUAGGUGUACAGUACUUUAUUCUGACCAUUGUGGAGGAAUGUGUACGUUACUUGGAAUCGUGUGUUUUAGGUAUUAAAUGUGAACCUGUUUUAGGCGUACAUGUUGUUUGUCAGAUUAUGGUUAUCAUAUGCUUGAUCAUAGCAGGUCCUUGGCCAGUGAGACACCUACUUUAGUAAGUGUGGUUUUCUUGUUUUAAUGUACUUGUAAGAGGCGUGGAAAUUCUUCUGUGUGUGGCAGGAAAAAAUGAUUUAAUAUGUUUAUUUAAUAGUUUGUCACUUUGUGUAAAAAAUGUAUUUACAUUGGAAGGCGUAAUGCACUGCAAUAGAUUCUUGAUUCUGAUCAUUUAGCCAGAGGGCUUCUAACAUGUAUCAUCAGUUUUACAUGGAUUAAUCCAUAAAUAUUGUAAUUCACAAUUACAUUUCAUACUGCUGUCAAUUCUUUUCUUUGUGAUAAUUUAUACCAGGUACUGGUAUAUAUAUAGGUCAUGUUGUUCAAAGUAUGCUCAGCUUAACAAGCCAUUUAGAAAAUUGUUCAAAUACUGGGUAUAUAAUAUGAUUUUUGAGAAAUGCCUGAAAAUCUAUUUUUUACAACCUUUUUUGUAUUUCCUUGAUUGAGGAUUAAUUUCAGUCGGUGUACAUUUACUAGAUUAAAAUUUUGCAAUAAAUUGUUGUAAGCUAGUCAUGCUUUGAACAGCUGGGCCUCUGUGAUUUCCCCCACAACAAAUAUGUGUAUCUUGUGCUUCUAUAUCGGUCAAAUAUUGAAACAAAAUGUGAUCAUGAUGUUAAUAUGGCUAUUUGAAUUUCCAUUGCUACUUUAAGAUAGAGAGCCUCGUUGUUCUGUGCUGUAUCUCCACUGAGGGAUAUUUUGGCGUUUCUUCUGGCUUGGAGUUGAUUACUCAUUUACAAUAGCAACACUAGGAAAGAAGGCAAGAAACUUUUAUAACAAUUUCCUGUUUCAUAAAAAACAUCUCUGCCAAGAGGAUGCAGUUCUCAAACGUCUUGAUUUUAUCAAUUGCGCUACUGGUAAUGAUAUUUGUUCAUAUUUUUUGCAACAUUACUGUGAAUUAUUUCGAGUCUUCCAACUCAUUAGUCGUCUUUGUACAAAUAUAAAGAAAAUAAUUAAUGUAAACUUAACUGGAAAAUAACUCUUGGCUUGUAUAGAGUAGAAAAGUGUUCGGGCUCUCUACCUUAAAGAAAGGUUAUCAUUUGAUUAGAAUAAUUUAGAACUUUUGGAGCUGUUUCAUUUGGCUCCAUCAUGGGUUGAAGAUUGCUUGUGGUACACUGGAAGUGUAUGCAGCAUGGUAAAAGAUUAUUGGUCAUGGUCAGGUCAUAUUAAAUUUUAAAUGAAGAGGAACCAAACACAUUUAGCUAUCUAUUGUACAGUUGAAAGUUUAGAGUAGAAUGAGUGUGUAACAGAUGUAGCAAGUUUGAAUGUGGAAUGUUUGAUGGAACAUUACUAUGGUAAAUAAUCUUUUCCUUAAGGAUUGAGCUUCUGUUUGAAAUUUCGGUGCUGAAAGGGGGUUUCAUUUAAUUGAAAUGAUAUUUGCCACGGAUAUUUUUUACUGGACACUGUUUCUAGGAGAACUUUCAAACAAAAUGUGUUUCAACUCUUCCCCUCCUCCCUUCCAUAGAAUUAUCAGGGUGUGUGGUGGUGGGGGGAGGAGGCAUAUGAGUGAUUUAAACCCUUUAGCCUCUUACAUUGAUGGGGACUAAAAUAAAAACUAUUUAAGCAUGUGACUUAUCUAAAAACAAUCAAAAUUAAAGGGUUCAAAACCAACAUCAGUGAGAUACAGUAUCUGUAUGUUAAAAAUGCAGAAAUCAUACUGUUUUGUGAUAGGUAUGAAAAUGUGAUUCAGAAAAAUGUUCAUAUAUAUUAACCCAAUGAAAAUAUAACUUUGGAAUUUAAAGAUUAUGAUUCGUCUUGGAACAAUCUGUUCAGAUUGCAAACAGAUCAACUUUGAGCAAGAGACAUUGGGUAUAAGACUUUUCCUUAGGAGAAAUAAAGGAAAGUACUUGUUUUAUAUUAUUUGGGGGCAAAAAAGGAUUGAACUUCUCCUUUUCAAACUAGAUUCCAUCAGAUGUGUAUUCGGAGGAAUGUGACUUGUAUGAUUCUGUACUAUUGGAGAGCUAGGGUGUAAUUGUUUGUGUGACAGUAUAUAAUAAAGGACAUCUUGAAAAUAGU
Messenger RNA from Mizuhopecten yessoensis (Yesso scallop), 13090 nucleotides. Its product is annotated as E3 ubiquitin-protein ligase UBR5-like. Gene Ontology annotation, molecular function: ubiquitin binding; zinc ion binding; RNA binding. Gene Ontology annotation, biological process: DNA damage response; protein polyubiquitination; regulation of double-strand break repair. The record is from RefSeq and is a predicted model, not a curated record. The coding region runs from base 113 to 9259 and encodes 3048 amino acids. NCBI's taxonomy places the organism in Eukaryota, Metazoa, Mollusca, Bivalvia, Pectinida, Pectinidae. The transcript has 48 exons. Gene Ontology annotation, cellular component: nucleus.